AACAAAUUUAGACCAUUGACAAAUUAAAUCUAACCGUCCAAAAAGAACAUAAUAAUGACAUUUCUGUAAUUUUGUGAAUCUGAUACACCCCCUUCUCUCUUUCCUAUUCUUCUUAAUUAGCUUUCACGUUCAACAUCUCUUUCUCUCUCUAUACUUGUUGCUGCUCUCUCUCUCCUCAGAUCAGUGGUUUUUGUGGAAAUUCUAUACCAAUUUGUAGUUUUCGCGAUUUUUAUGCUUAAACCCUAGAAAUCGCCAAUUGCAAAUGGAUUCAGUCGAACAUGUGAACGAUGAACCAAAAUCAAAAGCUGUUAUUUAUGAACGAAGAAAGUAAGUAUCAAUUUAUUGAUUUUUAAUUUGUUGCGUUUUUACCUAUUAUUUUGCUUAUUUAUUGAUUUUUAAUUUGUUUGCUAUGAUCAAUAGACCGAAAUGAUGAAUGAAAUUUGUAUUUUGGAGUCAUUUAUUUUUCAGGAGGCAUGACAAUAACAGUUUUCACAUUUUCACCAAUUUUAUUUGGAAAUUUUUCGAAGUGGCUUUGAUAUACAAUUGUACGAAAUUGAAAAUCGAUUUUGAUUGAGGUUAAGCUAAGGAUUACUGAUUUGUAUGUCUUUACUUAAUGACUUGCUUCUUUUGGCAUCAGAAAUUGCUUUCGUUUGCUGGUUUUUAUGUUAGGGGUAUUAAGUUUAGAGUGUCGUUUUGUUAUAUAUGAUGAAUUAACUCGAGAAAUAUAUUGAUGAGAUUGCUAAUUAUGAGAUAUUAUGGAAGUUGAAGAUCCUUAACAAGAUUUGAUAAGACUUGUUUAAAAUAAGAGCAUAGAACAUGAACCAGACCAUAUAAAACAUGAUUGAUACUGAACAUAUCAAGAGCAGCAAUAACAAUAACAGUAGAUAAGAUUUGUACGUGGUAGUAAAAUGUUACCAUUACAUUGCUGUGUAAAUCAUACUCCUUGGUCCUCGCUCUCUACAAUACCACCCACACUAGUAAUUAACAAUGAUUGUAUCAGCACCUCGAUAUUUGUUAUUGAAACUGCCAAUCAAUUUAAUCGAAAUUAGAGUUUAGCAAAAAUUUAUCAACUAUCAUGAGUAAUUCCAAAGUCACGAUUUCAAACACUUCAAGUAUUGCAGAGUACUAUUCUUCCAAUUCUGACCAAAUGGUACAUACUUUAUGUUAUGAAUUUUCAAUUGUUGCUUUGUUCUAAUUGUCUAACUUUGCCUUAUUAUUACCCUUUUCUUAAAAUGAGUAAACAAAUAUUGCUCAUUUUAGCCGAUUGAUGCUAAAGAGCAAAACAAUGUUCCUCAUUACAUAUUUUGCUCAUUUCGUAAUUGAGCAAAAUAUUUUUAAUCGUUUCAUAGAUGAACAAAAAUAUUUUUGCUCAUUUUAUAGAUUGAACAUAGAAAAAUAAUUCAAAACAUAUAUUUUGAGCAAAAAUUCUUUGUAAAUUUAUGAAAUGCCCUUGGUACUUGUAUAUUUGCCCUGGUCUCCAUUUUUUGGCCUACUACCAUCACUAUGGUUGGGAGGGGAAUGACGGUUGAUAUUUUGUGUCCAAUGUGUGGUGAAGAGUGUGAGACAACUCUUCAUACUCUUGCAUUAUGUAACAAGGCAGCGUUUGGUAUACUUCUCCACUAAGACUUAACCUUAGCACUUUUAAGGUUGGAUCUUUUUUUGAGUGGUUCUUAGAGCUAGAGAUGGUGCAUACUAAUAUUGAAUGGUGGAGCAUGUUCUGGAGUCUGCUUUGGGGUAUUUGGUUGCGAAGAAAUGCCUGGGUUUUUGAAGGGAAGAUGGUUGAUCUAGCUGAGAUUCAACAAAACACUAUGAGCAUAAUUGGAGAGUAUGAGAAAGCCAAUGAAGCUACAUCAACUGUUAAUCUGGGUGCUGCUACUGUUGUGCAGAAAUGGGAGAAGCUUGAGGCGGGUUGGUAUAAGGUAAACUCGGAUGUUGCAAUGUCUAAUGAUGGUCAUAUUGGUUUUGGGGGCAUAAUCAGGAAUUAUGAGGAGGACAUUAUGGCUGCUACUAUCCUAGGAGGACAUUGUGGCUACUACUGUCCUGCGAGUAAGGGGAGGCAAGAAUGUUGCUACACUAUUGCUGAAGCUCUCACUGCAAAACAUGCCCUUCAAAUUGCUAUUGAAGCGAGUCUUACAAAAAUUGUGUUAGAAACAAACAACAUCAAAGUGUGCAGACAUCUGAAGAACAACAUACAUGAGAAUACAAGUUUUGGUUUUAUAAUCAAAGAUAUUCUUGAGCUAGCUAAAAAUUGUAUUGAUCGAUGUUGUCUUUAGUCAUGUAGGUAGAAAUGGCAAUAAGGUGGCUCAUUGUCUUGCCAACCUCAGUAAAAACUAUGACAGCCUACGUGUAUGGAUUGAGGAAGCCCCCAUUGAGGCAAUGAACUUUGUACUAGCUGAGAAUUGUUUACUCAUUUAUCAACUGAGCAAAGAAUUGUUUGCUCAUUUGAUAAAUGAGCAAAAAAUUGUUUGCUCAGUUGAUAAAUGAGCAAAAAGUUGU
Molecule: messenger RNA, 2496 nt
Organism: Chenopodium quinoa (quinoa)
Lineage: Eukaryota; Viridiplantae; Streptophyta; Magnoliopsida; Caryophyllales; Amaranthaceae
Exons: 2
Coding region: 1683-2273 (196 amino acids)
Molecular function (GO): nucleic acid binding; RNA-DNA hybrid ribonuclease activity
Source: RefSeq, a predicted model, not a curated record